AGUUGUGAAUAUUCGCGUGGAAGUUAGCUAUAACAAAACAAAAUUUUUCGUGCACUGAAAAUCUAGUUUAUUUUAAGGAAUAUGGCUCUAUCAUUACGUUCAAAGUUGUUAUUCGGAUUGAAGAGAAUCCAAAGUGUACCAGUGGCUUUAUAUCAUGAAAAUGUUCUCGAUCACUAUGAAAAUCCAAGAAAUGUUGGCAAUUUAGACAAAAAGGAUAAGAAUGUAGGGACCGGCUUGGUUGGUGCACCGGCAUGUGGAGAUGUCAUGAAACUACAAAUUCGGGUCGAUGAUGAUGGGAAAAUUAUAGAUGCCAAGUUUAAAACAUUUGGAUGUGGAUCAGCAAUAGCAUCAAGUUCCUUAGCGACAGAAUGGGUCAAAGGAAAAUCAUUGGAGCAAGCUGGAUCCAUCAAAAACACUGAUAUAGCAAAGGAAUUGUGUCUCCCGCCUGUUAAAUUGCAUUGUUCAAUGCUCGCAGAAGAUGCUAUAAAAGCAGCUUUAGCAGAUUAUAAGAAGAAACAAGUCCCAAAAAAUUGAGUAGUCUAUUUAAAUCAUGUAAACUAAAUGAAUGAACUAAUAAAAUGUAAGGAGUGACACUUAUAAAUAAUAUAUUCUUGUAGAAUAACGUUGAUCAUGUUAAGGAUGUCAUUAAAACUGUAGAAAUUAGUCAAUUUAAC
Chironomus riparius is the source of this 674-nucleotide messenger RNA. NCBI's taxonomy places the organism in Eukaryota, Metazoa, Arthropoda, Insecta, Diptera, Chironomidae. The record is from the annotation of a GenBank genome assembly.